Molecule: messenger RNA, 2223 nt
Organism: Cyprinus carpio (common carp)
Lineage: Eukaryota; Metazoa; Chordata; Actinopteri; Cypriniformes; Cyprinidae
Product: phosphoribosyl pyrophosphate synthase-associated protein 2
Biological process (GO): purine nucleotide biosynthetic process; 5-phosphoribose 1-diphosphate biosynthetic process
Cellular component (GO): ribose phosphate diphosphokinase complex; cytoplasm
Molecular function (GO): ribose phosphate diphosphokinase activity; magnesium ion binding
Source: RefSeq, a predicted model, not a curated record
AGUGUACUUCUUUUUCACAAAGCCUUGGACUUUUAUUUUGAAAAGCUGUGCGUCUGACAGCAUCCUGGCUAUUUCUCGAGGGUAGCAAAGUUCACAGUUUGUUGCAAGUGAUACAGUGAACCCCUGCGAAGGGAUCGAUUAAAAGAUCAAACUGGAAGUGUCUGGUGUUAAACUAACAGUGUGCCUGUGGUCCUGUUGUUAGGAAGGGCUCAGCAGUGCCUGGGUGCCCAGGGAGCCACUGCCUGAGUCCCUAGAGGUAGACACCAAACCACAGGACAUGAGUGCCGCCAAAGGAGGCCUGGUCAUCUUCACGGCCAACUCCAACCCCUCCAGCAGAGAGCUGGGGAGGAGGAUAGCCGAGCGGUUGGGUGUGGAACUUGGAAAGGUGCAGGUCUAUCAAGAAGCUAACAGAGAAACACGGGUUCAAAUCGAAGAAUCUGUGCGUGGCAAAGAUGUUUUCAUCAUCCAAACCAUUUCCAAAGAUGUUAACACCACCAUCAUGGAGCUGCUCAUUAUGGUGUAUGCCUGCAGGACGUCCUGUGCUCGAAACAUCAUCGGCGUCGUUCCCUAUUUCCCCUACAGCAAGCAGUGCAAAAUGAGGAAGAGAGGCUCCAUCGUCUCUAAACUACUUGCUUCAAUGAUGUGUAAAGCAGGUCUGACUCAUCUCAUUACAAUGGAUUUGCAUCAAAAGGAAAUCCAGGGUUUCUUCAACAUUCCAGUGGACAAUCUGCGGGCCUCACCAUUCCUGCUGCAGUACAUCCAGGAAGAAAUUCCAGACUACAGAAAUGCUGUAAUUGUGGCCAAAUCUCCAGCAUCAGCCAAAAGGGCCCAGUCGUUCGCUGAAAGGUUGCGGCUGGGCAUCGCUGUGAUCCACGGUGAAGCCCAGGAUGCUGAAUCCGACCUGGUGGAUGGACGUCAUUCUCCUCCCACUGUCAAAAACAUCGGCGCCAUUCAUCCAAGCCUGGAGAUACCAUUGCUGAUUCCCAAAGAAAAACCCCCAAUAACUGUGGUUGGAGAUGUAGGUGGACGAAUUGCCAUCAUAGUGGAUGACAUCAUUGACGAUGUUGACAGUUUUCUAGCAGCAGCAGAAACUCUGAAAGAAAGAGGCGCUUAUAAGAUCUUCGUCAUGGCCACUCAUGGAAUCCUCUCCUCAGAUGCCCCUCGGCUAAUAGAGGAGUCCGCCAUAGAUGAGGUCGUGGUCACCAACACCAUUCCACACGAGAUCCAAAAACUCCAGUGUCCCAAGAUCAAGACGGUGGAUAUCAGCAUGAUCCUGUCAGAAGCCAUUCGCCGCAUCCACAAUGGAGAAUCCAUGUCUUACCUGUUCCGUAAUAUUGGCAUGGAUGACUAACAGGCUCGUGUACAGUCAGUCUUUUUCUGUCCCUAUUGCCUGUAUCAUUACCAGUUUUUAUUUUGUCUCUCAUUUUAACUUAUUCUCAUUGUACGUGUAAUAUUUUGAAAAAGUUGUGUGCUCAAAGAACCCGGAUGUUCUGUAAUGUUACUCGAGUCCAGUGCCCUGAAAUACUGAUAUGAAAAUGUUCAGAGGAUUUAAGUGCAGGGAUACUCCACCUCUUGAUCAGAAAUAAUGGCACUUUUAUUUAAGGUUUGAAGUAACCAGUUUUAUAAAAAAUGGACCACUGGAUGUUAAAAUUGUCUUCAGUUCUUUUAGUCGUAGCUCUGCUCUACUUUUAUUUAUUUUUUAAUAAGUAAAGAAUUAACAACAACAACACUGUGUGGCCAAUAAUUACAAAAUGUUACCAUAAAUCUAUGCUGUGACAUAUCAGUGUCAGUGCCACAUGACUUUGUGUAAUUAUUGUGCCACUAGUUGUUUCUGUGUAUUUGUGUGGUAAUGCUGCAGUGCUGUUGUUAAAAACCAGAAUUAUUUAAUUCAAGGCAAAUUAGAUGCAAGGUACAUUCUUAGACUUCAAUAUAGCGCUUAAGAUCUAAAGCUUAAUGUGCUUGAUUGAAUGUUUUUCCUGCUAGAUUCUUCUACUAACACUUCAACGUGAGAGCUUGUAUUUGCUUUUGCCAGUGACGGGACUGUGGAAGCAUAUUUGCCUCAUAAAUGUGGUCAUAGUGGCCAGAGUUUCUAAAUAUCUUGCCUCUGAGAACUUGACUUCUCGUUUUCAAAUGAAAUGCAGGGUUUUGUUAUGUGACUAAUAUUUCAGGCUUUUGUAUUUAUUCACAGCACUUGAUGACAAUGAAUAAACAACUUAAAGACUA